AUGUCUCCAAGGGACACAGGUGGAGACCUGCAGUGGUUGGUUGCAUCACUGGGGUCUCCAAAUCUCCAGAACUACAGGGCUGUAGACCACACUCACCACGUGAGACGCUGUUCCGUGAAAAUGCCCAGACCGUGUGAUGUGAAGAAUUAUGAAGACUGGUACAAAGUGGGCAACUCCUGCGUCAUGUAUUUCAACGAAUCGCUCAACUUUACCGACGCUGAGUUCCGCUGCAGGAACGCGGCACCUGGUGGUCACCUGGCGUCCGUGCACAGCAGUCAGGCCAAUAACAAUCUAAACUGUAUCGUGCUCAAGUACAACAAAAAGUCUCCUCGCAUCUGGUUGGGCGGCUUUGAGUUUUUUAAUUCUGGUAAGUGGGUCUGGAUCGAUGACUCUAACUGGGACUUUCAGGCCUGGGUUCCAGGAGAGCCCAACAAUCAAAAAGGCAAAGAGGACUGUCUGGAAAUGAACUGGAAAGAGAACGGGAAGUGGAAUGAUGACAGGUGUUUUAAUAAGAAGAACUUUGUUUGUUCUUUUACCAACUAA
Molecule: messenger RNA, 543 nt
Organism: Chanos chanos (milkfish)
Lineage: Eukaryota; Metazoa; Chordata; Actinopteri; Gonorynchiformes; Chanidae
Product: lectin-like
Exons: 5
Coding region: 1-543 (180 amino acids)
Source: RefSeq, a predicted model, not a curated record